UUUUCUCCCAUUGUAGAAGCCAGAGAGCCGCACAGAGCCGCGCAGAGCCGCACACAGCCCGGGGAUGCAGGACUCUGCAGCUAGCACAAAGAGAAAAGAGGGUGGCAGCCUGUCCUCAAACAAGCACUGGGCUUUGACUUAAAGAGUUAAAGUCUAACCCGCCCGCCUGGCUGGCACAGCCAGUGUUGCAGAAGAAGUGCCCACCACUUGGCGACACCAAGUACCGAUAAGGAAAUUGGAUUCCUAUUUUACACACUUUCAGACGUUAAUUGGCGUCAUUUCAGCUGAUUUCUCCGGACAGGGACGCUUGCUGUCCAAGGUGGCCGGAGAGUGGACACAGGUAGUGACUGUCCAUCAGGAGGUGACCGCCGACCUCCCGCGUCUUGCCCCGGCUCUCCUCCGCUCCACUCUGCUCCUUUCUCCGCUCUCCUCUGACAGAUGGUGUGAAAGCGGCGGAAGGCAGAGCCGGACUACCCCCCUCCCUCACCACCAGAAGGGAGGCGCGCCACCACUUUGGCACUGAACUCCGACCGACCGCCCAGCACUGCGCCACGGCCGGUCACCACAGAGCUCAGGAGCCGCUGCUCACUGGAGGGAGAUCGAGCUCACAGGGGUCAGUUCGAGGGCCACAAUUGGGGACAGUGCAGAGCGGUCAGUUUUGGGUGGCCAGCGAGCGGCCGGUUUUGGGGCCAGUUCGCGGCCGGUUUACAGGAGAAGCAGCAGCAGCAGCAGGAGGAGAGACAACCCUUCCAGUGCCGCUCUCCGGGCGAUGCCAGUGUAAAUGCCAGGGCGAUGUCCCGACGAAAGCAGGGGAACCCGCAGCACCUGUCCCAGAGAGAAAUAACACCGGACGUUGAGCAUCCAGAUGGCGGCCUACUCUCAAACUCUCUUUCCCUCCACCCACUCCGCCUGCCCUCUCACCCACUUGGUCUACCUCCCCACCCGCUGGACGCAAGUGUGGCCCACGCCCUGCCCCCCGGCCUACAUGCCGACCACGACCUGCUAACCUGCGGCCAGUGCCAGAUGACCUUCUCACUGGGCGACAUCCUCCUCUUCAUUGAGCACAAAAAGAAGCAGUGCCAGAUGCCGCUGCUGGCGAAUGGCUGCUACGAAAAGAUGACUGACCGGGGAGGAGGAGGAGGGAGUCCGACUCUGCAGAGCCUUCAUCACCACGCACAGCGGGGGAAUCUGAGGAAGGUGGUGGAGCCGGUGGAGAUUGGCAUCCAGGUGACACCAGAGGAGGAGGAGGUUGGAAGAGGUGAGAGGCGAGAGAGGACGCCCAUCAAAGGAAUUUGCCCCAAGCAGGAGAACACACCGGCAGGUGGCAGGGAUGAGCCUUCCAGCUAUAUAUGUACCACAUGUAAGCAGCCCUUCCCCAGCGCAUGGUUCCUGCUACAGCAUGCCCAGAACACCCAUGGCAUUCGAAUAUACCUGGAGUCCAACCCCUUGAGCACAGCCCUCACCCCACGCAUUACUAUGCCUCCACCCAUGGGCAACGACUCCAUCCCGCAGUCCCCCCUCACCAACUUUCUCGGAGAUAACAACCCUUUCCACCUCCUGAGGAUGACGGGCCCACUGCCUCCUCCAGGUUUCAUGGAAAACCGCCUCCCGAACACGCCUCCAUUUAUCAGCCCGCCUCCCCGUCACCAUCUGGACCCCCAUCGACUGGAACGCCUUAGCGCAGAAGAAAUGGGUCUCAUCUCACAGCACCCCAGUGCCUUUGAGAGAGUUAUGCGCCUAACACCCAUGGCCAUGGAGUCCCAGUCCAUGGACUUCUCCAGGCGGUUGCGUGAGUUGGCAGGGAACAACAACAGCACCACUCCACCGUUGUCACCCAGCAGGUCCAACCCUAUGCACCGACUGUUAAACCCCAACCCCUUCCUGCCUGGACCAAAAUCGCCCUUUCUGAGCACCCCUCCCUUACCACCGAUGCCCCCAAACAGCACCACCCCUCCCCAGACACAGAACAAGGUCAAGUCCUGUGAGUUCUGCGGUAAGACCUUCAAGUUCCAGAGCAACUUGGUGGUGCAUCGGCGCAGCCAUACUGGAGAAAAACCAUACAAGUGCCAGUUGUGUGACCACGCCUGCUCUCAGGCCAGCAAGCUGAAGCGCCACAUGAAGACCCACAUGCACAAGGCUGGUUCCAUGACGGGGCGCUCAGAUGACGGACUGUCCACCACAAGCUCUCCAGAGCCAGGUACCAGUGAUGUCACAGGGGAGGGCAUGAAGAAUCGUGAAGGGGACUUCCAUGGGGAAGGCAACGAGGAGGAAGAAGAGGAGGAGGAAGAAGAGGAACUUGAGAAUGAGAGUCGACCAGAAUCCAACUUCAGCAUAGAGUCUGGGUUCUACCGGAACAGGGAGAAUGGUUCUAAACUUCCAUCAGAGGAGAAGUCAUCACUUGCCCUUGAGAAGAUGGUGGAAGGUGUAGGGCUCAACUCUAUACAGCAGUACAAUAAUUUGAUAGUUGACAAUCGUAAAAGGAUGCCCUUCUCCAAGAGGUGCUCGGAUGUCCAUCGGGACACUGGGGAUGAGGACUCAGUGGCUGGGGAGAUACACCACCAUCAGCAGGAAGAGAGGACAACCAUUAACGGCCGGAACUGUGGCUCCGGUGACUCUUUCUCAGGCCUGUUUCCCCGUAAGCCCACCCCUAUCACCAGCCCCAGCCUGUCAAACUCCUCAAAUAAGAGGAUCAAGAUUGAGAAGGACUUGGACAUUCCCCCAGCGCCCCACAUUCCCUCUGAGAACGUCUACUCCCAGUGGUUGGUGGGCUAUGCUGCCUCACGCCACUUUAUCAAAGACCCUUUCCUGGGCUUCACUGACUCCAGACAAUCGCCCUUUGCCACCUCCUCUGAGCACUCGUCCGAGAACGGCAGCCUGCGGUUCUCGACGCCUCCGGGUGACCUGCUGGAUGGAGGCCUGUCAGGCCGCAGCGGGACCGCCAGUGGAGGCAGCACGCCUCAUCUGGGUGGAGGUCCAGGCCGGCCUAGCUCCAAGGAUAGCAGGAGGUGCGACACCUGCGAAUACUGCGGAAAGGUGUUCAAGAACUGUAGCAACCUGACAGUGCACCGGCGCAGUCACACUGGCGAGAGGCCCUACAAGUGUGAGCUGUGCAACUAUGCCUGCGCCCAGAGCUCCAAGCUCACGCGCCACAUGAAGACACAUGGCCAGCAUGGUAAGGAGGUCUACCGCUGUGACAUUUGCCAAAUGCCCUUCAGCGUGUACAGCACUCUGGAAAAACAUAUGAAAAAGUGGCAUGGGGAACAUUUGAUGACUAAUGAGGUCAAAAUUGAACAAGCAGAGAGAACCUAAACCGGAUUCUUUGUUUCCAUACCCUGCACCACACUUUGACAUUAAAAAACAAAACAAAAUGGGGUAGCUGGAUGCUCUUCUUUUUAAAUGUUAAUUUUGGAUUAAUUUUGUGUUUUUAAGAAACUGCCAACUGAGAAAACAGAGAUCUUAACACCAAUUGAAGCUGUCUAAACUGCCUCAUUUGGGGUUCCUUUUCAAACAAUCAGUCAGUUGAGUUAUAACAUAUGUGGAGCCUUUAACUGUGCAAUAAUUUCUGUAUUUAUUGGAUUUUGUAUUUUGGCAUGUGCAGGUACAUUAUUAUUUAGGAAUUUUUUUUUAUAUUUGUUUUUUUUAAACCCACGAUAUCCUGAGAGUUUUUUAGAAGACAAAAGUCAAUUUUAUUUUUUUUGGCUGCUGCUGAAAUUGUAUAUUAAGCUAAAUGUGUGAUUUCUUGAAGAGAAGCUGAAUUCAAUCUUCAAUUUGAAAGUGGCGUUAACUGAGAAUGCUAGAAUUAGUCUAUUUUGUGUGAUGACGAUAUGCGGACAACAAUCCUUUGGCAUUGUAGCAUGAACUGAGUCUAAAACAUGUCAAUAUAAUUGGAUAUGUAGCACUGAGCGUCAUAUUUGACAGUAAAUCUAAAACAAAAGAGGAUCCCAAGGUUCAUAAAUCCUGUCUCCUCCUGAGAACAUCAUUACCAGCCAGAAGAAACAGAUUCUAGAUAAGGCAGCUGCGGACUGGUAUGUGGUAUCAAUCCCUGACAACGCUACGACAACCAUCCCUCAUAUCUUCUGAUUUCCAACCUCCAUCUCACCUACAUUCAUACAUCCAUGUAUUAUAUUUUGCAUGGAGCCAUGUGAUCCAGGCUAUAUUAUUUAUUUGGAGUAAACUGAGCAUGAAGCCAUGCAAUGCGAGUAUGCAUAGAGAUAGAUAGAAGAAUUAGACAAGAUAGUGAGCACAGGGACAUCUCAGGGCCAGGUAUACCACUUUUCUUGAUUUACCCAAUAUUUCCUAUAUGCCUCCAGAAGCAUUUCCAUUUCAUCAUAUGUUUAAAUUAAGGUCAGUUUUGUCCUCUACAGCACCCCUUGCUGCCCUCUGCCCCCCCCCCCCCCCCCCCCCCCCCCACACUACCACACACCCCAAUCAGGCUAAUGCCCAGGCUUUGUCCUCAAUUCGAAGUGGGUACAUUCCUUUAUAUAAAUCACAGCUUUUAAUUAUAACAUUAGAUAAACAUAUGUAGUGCAUACAAGAUGCCAGAUAACUAGAUUUCUGCAGAAAAUUGAAUUCUCAGAUUUUAUUGUUGAGAUCUGUAAAAGCCAACACCCCUAUGCAUUAUUUUGUGCUAAAAUGUCUAACAAUUUGUUAAAAAGUGGUACAGUAAAUUGUAUUGUGAUAGUGAUUAUAUAACUGUAUAAUCUGAUUAAUGAAGUCACUAUCAGAAAUAGGAAUCCUUCAAAGCUUCACCAGUAGUUGUGGGACAGUUUUGUGUAGAAGACGAAAUGAUAUAUCAGUGUGUGCUGAAGCAGUAAGACUAAUAUUAAGACAGGCAGCAUCAGUUUGCUCCAUGCCCCUUUGUUCUUUUAAAUAUCAUAAACCUUGUUUGCUUUCGACCCCAUCCGCCUUCAUGGUGGCAUAUUUCUUCUUUUUGAAUCAGAUCUGUUUUGAAUGCUGUCAAUGCAUCGAUUCAGAGCUCUUAACAACAGACCCGCACUUUAUGAUUUUUCUGUCCGACACACAAGAGAGCCGGACAGAAAAGGUACUAAAGGGUCUAGAGCUCGCGAUCUCCUGAUGCCGAAGUGCCCAGAGUUGUUAGGCAAGGCUUUCUCAAUGCUGGCACUAUAAAAUAAAUAUUAAAAAAAGGAGCAACAAUUUAUUCGGGACAGUUUUUGUACUGCCAUUCAAUUUGACAUGAGUGUGCCUUGAAUAAUGAUCUUCCUAUUUAUUGUCUCAGACAAAUGCAACACUUUUUAUGAAGCAUCAAAUUCAACAAGAAAACAUGUAAAAUUGUGUUAACUUUAACUUGUUAUUUGACAUUUCAACAGAAAUGUUUAAUCAAUAUAAAGGAAAAAAUGCUGAGUUUAGGCUUAGGAGUACCCAGCACAAUAUCAGUGUGUCUGUGUGUGUAUAUAUGUAUGCAUAUGUACAAAUAAAGGCACAAACCUAUAUAUAGAUAUAUAUCAAAUUCCUCACUCAUAAGGACAAUAGUCUGUCCAACAACAGAAAAUUCCAGGAGUGGACAAAAGCCACACAAAACGUCAAGGAAGAGACUCAACAAAAAUCAGGAAAUGCAGAAACUAAAAAAAGAAUUUAGUGCGCUCUGUCUUAAAAUAAGUUUACAGUAUUGAAACAAGUACAAGGGUAAAAUAAUAUAUGUGUGUAUGUGUGUUUUAAACAAACAAGUAUUUUUUUCCAGGUUUGCUUAUAAAGUUUCUCUGAAUGCCGUAGUGGCGAUGUGUAUAUUGUUUUUUUGUUUUUUUUUGGUGACGGGGUUUUAGUAUAUAUAUAUAAAUAUAUAUGAAUAUAUAUUACAUUUUUCUUGUUUACUGUAAAAGUAUACCAGUAUUUGUAAUAUUGGAGAAUGCCUGGGCAUUUUACAAAAAUAGAAAAAAGGUUGUUUUUAAUUUUUUAAUUUGCAGUCCAAUUUAAAUUGUGGGUCUCUGUUUUUGUCACUGUAACUGUAAAAGUCUUAAGUUUUAGUAACUUUUAUUCUGCCUUGGGUGUAAUGAAAUAAAAAAUAAACAAAUUAAAAAAUGACUGAGCUGAAACAAACUUGGAUUUGGUGGUGGGGUGGCUGUUGGGGGGGGGGGGUGGUUCUCCUUAGAAAUGACAGAACAUUAGUUCUGCUUUUCAGGAAAAACACACUGAGAAUCCUAACUUGUAUCUAUUUUUCUUCUUCUGGAAUGGAUUAUUCUUCAUGGAUGGUUUGAAAUACAUUUGUAGGCACUUGCUGUCUUUCCUAAAGAGCUUGUCUUUUUUUUUUUACUUGAAGGCUAUGUGCAUCCUUUUGUGAAUAGGGUACUCUGAGUCCUACUCUCAUUUCGCGUGCGGGUGAAGAGUGACUUCAUACAACUCACAGGCUGCCACAAGCUAUUUUCCUCUCACUGGGCAGGAUACACAACCUGAUGAAUUUGUACUGUUGUAAUGAAUUGUAAUGAAUCACAUUGUACAGAAGGGGAUCAAAAGGUUUGACAGCCUUUUAGUGACAAAAACACAAGUCAAUGAUUUGUUUACCGCUCCAUUAUUUGUACAUACUUUUCUAUGACUAGGCUGUUUUUAUUUUUUUUCUCUUUUUGUUUGAUUGUGAUUUUUAACUGGCACUUCCUGUGUGUGUGUGGGGGGGGGGGGGGUUAUUCAGUUUGACCUUUGUGACCUACAUGUCAGUUUUCAGGCACAUGCCCCCCCCAUUGAUAUUUCUCGGCAUGAGAACAGAGCACAAAUACAAGCUGUUACAAUUAUUCAUCCUCUGCUUGUUUGUCUCAUUUUCUUUGAGCUGGUCUGAUGGACAUUUUUCACAAACUCUUAAAUUCUGCUUGAGGUUUCAGACAUCAUUUAUUGUAGUCCCACAAAUACUGCUAAUUUAUUGCCCCUCACACUGACCACAAAACCUGCAACACAUCUGCAAAUCGUGACGUGACGGGAUGAUGAAGAAGAAAACAACCUGACUGUAUGUUUCAUUCCUGUAAUGCUUUUGAAAACACUCAGACAAUGGUUGAUGCUUGGAUGACCCUCUGAGCAGCAUCUCCUAAAGAAGCAGAAGCUGAGGUUGCAUUUCUUAUGACACUAGACUUAUUGUCAGCCAAUAACUUCUUUCCUGUGGUUCUCCCACGAGGUCCUCCCAAUCAAAAUCAAUUCCACAUUCCAUAUUGUCAGCUAGCUUUAGAUUUCAUCAUGUUUGUAUAAAAAAAAAAAAAGCAAAAAAAAAAAGAAGAGUUGGGAUGAAGUUGAGAAAAUGUAAUUUUUGAUA
Cottoperca gobio is the source of this 7249-nucleotide messenger RNA. RefSeq names its product BCL11 transcription factor B a (gene bcl11ba). The coding region runs from base 793 to 3309 and encodes 838 amino acids. The transcript is spliced from 3 exons. Lineage: Eukaryota; Metazoa; Chordata; Actinopteri; Perciformes; Bovichtidae. Gene Ontology annotation, molecular function: RNA polymerase II cis-regulatory region sequence-specific DNA binding; DNA-binding transcription factor activity. Gene Ontology annotation, biological process: positive regulation of transcription by RNA polymerase II. Gene Ontology annotation, cellular component: nucleus. The record is from RefSeq and is a predicted model, not a curated record.